AUGGCGUCCCAGGGCGGCAGCUCCCUCGGGCUCCUGGCCUGGCUCUUGCUUCUUCAGCCAUGGCUCGACGAGGCCCGGGCGGGCAGGGCGGGUGCGCAGGGAGGUGUAGCACUGUUCUUCCCCUCCGCUCUCCCCUCAGGGCCAGGCGGCCAGGACUCCGGAGCGAGCGGAUGGGAGCCGCCACCUGUAGGGGCUCCAGGAUCCCAAGCGGCCGGUCAGUCCAGACGGAAGACAGUGACCCCCGCUCCGGUGUUAUUUCCCUCAGCCUGCGGCAAGCGGUUUGCAAGGAUAAUUGGAGGAUUGAGGAGCCCAGAUAGGAAGUGGCCCUGGCAGGUGAGCCUGCAGACCACCAGCAACAGACACAUCUGCGGAGGCUCCCUUAUUGCCAGGCGCUGGGUGCUUACUGCCGCCCACUGCAUUUCUGGUCAUCUGGAAUACAGAGUGAAGCUGGGAGACACAAAUGUGCAUCAUCGCUCCAAAACAGCACUUGUAGUCCCAGUUCGUGACAUCGUUAUCCACCGAUAUUUUACGUCUUCUGGGAUAAUUGAAAAUGACAUUGCCCUUGCUCUGCUUCACUUCCCUGUGAAUUACUCCUCGCACAUCCAGCCUGUGUGCCUCCCUGAACAGGCUUUCAUGGUACAAGCUGAUACGAAGUGCUGGGUGACAGGAUGGGGCAAAGUGAAUGAAACAGAUUCAUCAAAAAAGAUAGUAACUGAGCUUCAGGAGGCUGAACUAAGCAUUAUGCUUCAUGAGAAAUGUAAUAAGGUAUUCAAGGAAAAGAUGAGAAUUAGGAAUGAAAUGGUCAAGAAGGGGACCGUCUGUGGCUAUAAUGACCAAGGGAAGGAUUCCUGUCAGGGAGAUUCUGGGGGGCCCCUGGUCUGUGAAUUAAAUGGCACAUGGUUCCAGGUGGGGAUUGUGAGCUGGGGCAUUGGCUGCAGUAACAAAGGAUACCCUGGAGUUUACACAGAAGUUAGUUUCUACAAGAAAUGGAUUAUUCAUCACUUGAGACAAGCUUCCUGUCUGAAUUCAGCAGACUCCCUCAUCCUAGUCCUGUGUCUGAUGAUGCCCCUGGGCAUCCUGGUGACCCCGUGA
Messenger RNA from Mandrillus leucophaeus (drill), 1092 nucleotides. Its product is annotated as serine protease 44-like. The transcript has 5 exons. NCBI's taxonomy places the organism in Eukaryota, Metazoa, Chordata, Mammalia, Primates, Cercopithecidae. Gene Ontology annotation, molecular function: serine-type endopeptidase activity. Gene Ontology annotation, biological process: proteolysis. The coding region runs from base 1 to 1092 and encodes 363 amino acids. The record is from RefSeq and is a predicted model, not a curated record.